GACCGAAUGGUAUUUUUGGUAUUGAAACGUGUAGGUCCCCGGCAAUUUUCUAACCGGCAAUCAAACGAUCGAUACGCGCCGAUAGCUGUAAUUACGAGAGCAACGAUUGUCGCUCCCCAUGUCCUGAAAAUUAUAUACAUUUCCCCCUCAUUUUUACACAACACCGGCUAUAUAUGUGCCCAGCUCGAUAUCUCUCUCGAGGCACACCGUUGCAUCACUAAAAUGCGAACGAGUCUUGAACAAGAUCCCCCGAAAUGGAGAGACGCCUACGUGGUGCCGAAAACAAUGCUCCAGGUGUGCGGUAUUUGGCCGACGCGUCAUACCUCCAACCUUACGACAAUGUUUCGGAUCCUGUUCUUCGCCGUCUCGCUAGUAUUCGACAUGACGAUCCUCGUAGAACUCAAAAUCCUCAUCACCUCGAAGGAUUACGAGGCCUUGUCCACUCACCUGUCCACGCUGGGAUUGUACAUCGGCUACACCAUAGCUAUAAUGAUAUUUAAAGGGCAAGAGAGAAAAUUUACCCAACUACUCGACACCUUGGAGGCUCCCAUAUUUGAUGAUUUUCCCUCGAACCUUGUAACGUUCAAAACCGAGUGUAUUUCCCUUUCCAAUGGCAUUUCCACGUUCUACAUAUCGUGCGUCGCGGCCAGCAUCACCCUCUACCUGAACAGACCCCUGUAUACGGAGUUUUCCUUGCCCAUAAGCUUCUCGUUCGAUAUCAGCGCUUUAGAGUUCUAUAUGUUGCUGGCUCUUCAAAUCUUCUCUGUCUUUUAUCUCGUGAUGACAGGCAUAUGCUUCAAUAUGCUCAACAUAAGCUUGAUCAACGUUGCCUCGGCACAACUCGACAUACUAGGCGAGACCGUCAGCAGUUUCUUGUUCAAAAGGCACCCAAACUUUGAGGAAAUGGAGAAAGUGCAUUUGAUCAAGUGCGCCAAGAAACACGUCGCUGUUAUUCGAUUUGUAGAUCAAAUUGAGGAAGUUUUUACGUACAUUUGCAUGACGAGGUGUUUGAGCAGCAUCGUCUCCAUAUGCAACGGCGUUUUUCAACUAACGCACACUGGAAACCUGUACAGCGUCGCGUUCUUGUUCAACAUCGCGUUCGUCUUCGACGUCCUCUUCGAGAUCGGCAUUUACUGUUGGUUCGCAGGCCUGUUGACGAUAAAGAGUUUGGCGGUGGCGGAUGCUUGCUACAACUACAACUGGCUACUUUCCUCCGAAAACAACAAGAAAUUGCUGCUCAUCGUGCUCACAAGGAGCCAGAAGCCGCUGUUCACCACGGCCGGCAAGUUUGCCAGACUUAGCAUGGCGUCGUUUUUGUCGGUUUUGAAGACGGCUUACUCCUACUUUGCGCUGAUGCAGAGUCUGUACGAGAGAAACGAAUUCGAGGAGUGCCUGUAAAUCAUCUCUGGCUUGUCAUAUGUAUUGCGUCUUAACGUUCUAAUUCACUCUACGCGU
Cylas formicarius (sweet potato weevil) is the source of this 1455-nucleotide messenger RNA. Its product is annotated as odorant receptor Or2-like. The record is from RefSeq and is a predicted model, not a curated record. Gene Ontology annotation, cellular component: plasma membrane. Gene Ontology annotation, molecular function: olfactory receptor activity; odorant binding. The transcript has 5 exons. Bases 7 to 1398 code for a protein of 463 amino acids. Gene Ontology annotation, biological process: sensory perception of smell; detection of chemical stimulus involved in sensory perception of smell. Lineage: Eukaryota; Metazoa; Arthropoda; Insecta; Coleoptera; Brentidae.